Molecule: messenger RNA, 858 nt
Organism: Xylona heveae TC161
Lineage: Eukaryota; Fungi; Ascomycota; Xylonomycetes; Xylonales; Xylonaceae
Exons: 2
Coding region: 133-669 (178 amino acids)
Source: RefSeq, a predicted model, not a curated record
CAUCUCACCUCAUUUUCUUUUUUAUAUAUCAUCGAAUCCUACAGUCCUACUCAAUUGAAUCAUCCCAUUCUAGAAUUCUCAAUUGACCCAAUCAGUAACCAUACAUCUUCAAUAAGCGGAAACCAAAACAAAAUGACCUCUCCAACGGCGGCAAACACGUCCCUCACUUCCCGCACCGCCCAACUUCGCGCCCGCGCACAUAGUUUCUGCCAGGCUUUUCUCGAGGGGAGAUCCCCCUCCGAGACGCUCUCUACGCACUUCGUCCGGGGGAGUCCGAAAAUCACCGAGCACGGUCCGGCGAUAGAGCAAUUGCCCUUUUUGGGGAGGACGUUUGUGGGGCGCUCGUCUGGUGGAUCUCCUGAGAGCGUAGGAAAUUCGUGCGACGACUACUUCACUCUACUAUCCGAGACGCUGCGGUUUCACCCGCACGAGCACACCUUCCCGUCGCAGCCGGGCGGGUACAUUGUGGACGCGGGAUCAGAUAAUGGGAACGGAACGGUAAAUGUCGUGGGAACUGCGCGGUUCGAGAGCAUCAAGACGGGCAAGUCGUGGGAGGAGACGUUUAUUUAUCGACUCAGUGGGUUCGAUGACGAUGGCUUGAUUGGGCAUUGGGAGAUUUGGGCAGAUCCGCUUAGUGCGUGGUUGGCUGUCGAGGGUAAAGCGGCUUGAGCAUUGAUGACGGGUGUGGGCUUUGUUUUUUGGUUUUUGGUUAGUUUCGAGCUGGAUGGGCGUCAAGGCGCUGUGAUUGAAAGUAAGCGCUGCAGUGGUUUCUAAAAGUCUGUUUCUAUGGAAUCUCCGAUGGUAAAUGGAAUCGGGCGUUGGUUUUCUGGCUUGUAUGAUGAUGAUGACGACAAAUCG